AUGCGCACGCUUGAAGGACGCGUGUCAGAGCAACGUCAGCUGUUGCUUGAGGCGCACGGCGCGGGUGUUCGAACCACCGCAGGGCUGCUGCUGCUAGUUUGGCCAACGCCUCGACUCACAACUUGCUUGCUGAGUCUCCUCGUCGCUGGCUGCCUUUCUUUGAUCAGAUCGCACACUCGGAUCUUCUCACCCUGUUUUAUUCCCCUGCGUUUUUGCUCUUUCGGAGACAACAUGGCCUCCGGAUAUGGAUCUCUGCGCCUGCUGUGUCGUACAUCUGCUGCAUCGUCAGUUCGCGGUGUUACAUCCGCCAGCGCACAUGCUGAUCCCGGUUUCAUUGCAACCCGCAUGGCUGGCAUUGCCAUGUGGCGGCAGAUGACCACACUCGGCGUUCCGGGAAGCAAGGAAUCAAUGAAGGAGGAGCUUAAGCAACGUGCAUGGCCGGACAAGGGCACCACAAUCCAGGAAGGAGCGGAGGAGAAGGCCAAGGCAGCCAAGGAGGCAGGCUAUGAGAGAGCGUACGAAGAUGCUGCUGAUAUCUACAAGGCGGAAGGUAUGAGUGGGAAGUUGAAGCAAGCAGGGCAUAUGGUCGCGGAUGCAGCCAAGGGAGUGGGUGAGAUGGCAUCCAAGGUUGCAGAUAUGGGCAAAGAAGGCAUGGGUCGCGCUGCUGAAACUGCCAGGGGACUGGCGGGAGCUGCCCCUCCUAAUGCGGAGGAGAGGAGGGAGAAGGUGGAUGAUAUGGGGAAGAGGACUGUUGAGGGUGUUGCAGAUGCUGCUAAGUCCGCUGCUGAUGUGGGCGGACAGAGGGGUGGGUCAUGA
Messenger RNA from Closterium sp. Yama58-4, 816 nucleotides. NCBI's taxonomy places the organism in Eukaryota, Viridiplantae, Streptophyta, Zygnematophyceae, Desmidiales, Closteriaceae. The record is from the annotation of a GenBank genome assembly.